CGGAAAAAGCUCUUGCGCGCUUCCAACGCGACUCGGGCGGGCAAUUUGAGCGGACUGCUGUUGGCGUGUCAGCCGUGUUGUGAUACUUCUGUGUCGAUUCGGAAAUAAAUCCAAAAGUAAUCGGUGAUUUCUCCGGAAAGAGGUCGGUAUGAACGAGGGGGUGUCGGACAACAUAAUGGCGGAUUCUAGUAACCUUAACGGCUCUCUGCGAAGACGGUCAGCGCGGUUGAGUUCUCCUCCACAAGCUAACGUUAAAGCUGGCAACAAAAUGGCGGUGGCAUCUGUUGCUGUUAAACGCUCCAUCACGGUGAGAAAAAUAGCCCCCAGAAAAACUGUAGCACCGUCGGAGCACAACAAGGAGAACACGCCGAGGCGGUCGGGGUCAGAGGACAGCCACAAGAAGCAGAAGGUCUCCACCCCUGGUCCUGUCCCGGGCCGUGGAGGCUCCUCCUCGGCUAAGAAGAAGAAGAAGGCCACAAUGCCCUCACCGAUCCUCCCCUCGACACCUCCGCCGGCCUCUCUUGCUCAGCAGCCGGCAGUGGAUCCAGCGGACGCGGUGUGGUCCCAGAAGGUGCGCCGGUCCUACAGCAGGCUCAGCGACAGAUCCCUCAACAGCCCCGACUCCAGAGACAACUUGUUCGGCUUUGACAAGCUGAACACCCCCGAGGUGGGCCGAAGAGUCAGGCAGUCCAAGACAGCCCUGGAGGUCUCUGGGUCCCUGUCUGGUCUGAACUCAUUCACGACUUUGCUUGAGGCAGAAGACGGCGGUUCAGCUUCGCCCGAGCCGGACACAAACAUCCCCGGAGUGGCUGUGGUGAAGGAGAAGAGGAGGAGGAGGAAGGUCCAGCAGAUAGACGACACAGAGCUGGACGCCAUGGCCGCCAAGAUGAACGCUGAGUUUGACGAGGCUGAGGUGUUCGAGCUGGUGGUGGAGUGAAUAUUAUGAUUCACAGACAUUAUAAGACUGAAGGGGAAUCUCUCCCAGCAUGUUGUUUUUGUCACUGACAUGCUGAAACACACUGACUCUGAGUGGACAACACUUUUAUGUGCGCUUCAUACUCGAAACUUCCAAGUUUUUGUAUAAUUCCAGCUCUAAAUAUUGUACAUUUUCAUCUUUUAUGUGUUUUGUUGUGCAUUUAAAUGCUCUUAAAGUGGUUGUUUAGGUCAUUAUGUGAUGGCAUAAAUGCAUAAUAUCACAUUAGUUUUGAUUAUGACCAGUAGUUGGUUGAGUAUAAACCUAAAGCAUGUUCUUGAAUCUGUUUUUAAUGGAACAUUUAUACAGAUCCUGUUCCCUGUGAUCAUUAACCUUUUUAUAUUUGGGAUAUUUGGGAAACGUCCAAAUUGCCAAAAGUGUAAUGUACAAAUUUGUUGUUCAGUGACGUGACAGCUUGAUAUGGAUAAUUCUCACGUGUAUAUAAACUGGUUUGUAAACUUUGAACCAUUAUUUGCAGGAAUGGUCAGAUCUGAGAGUAAUAAUGGGGUUAUUUUUCUCUAUUGGGGGAAGUUAAGUGGACAGAAUUGGCAUUUAGUUUUUUAUCAUUGUUCAGAAUGUUUGAAUCAAAAACAAAAGCGAUGUGGGCAGAAGUUUAGAACCACACUUGAAUAAGGUUUUAUAUCCACAUCUAAUAGACAUAAAAUUUCAGAAUGACACUGUAAGAUACUUGCUUGUAAAUGUAAAUAAAUCCUCAUUUAAAUGACCAGAA
Acanthopagrus latus (yellowfin seabream) is the source of this 1703-nucleotide messenger RNA. It is a transcript of the gene cdca5, whose product is annotated as cell division cycle associated 5. The record is from RefSeq and is a predicted model, not a curated record. NCBI's taxonomy places the organism in Eukaryota, Metazoa, Chordata, Actinopteri, Spariformes, Sparidae. The transcript has a single exon. The coding region runs from base 149 to 937 and encodes 262 amino acids.